Numida meleagris (helmeted guineafowl) is the source of this 1440-nucleotide messenger RNA. RefSeq names its product protocadherin gamma-A9-like. Gene Ontology annotation, biological process: homophilic cell-cell adhesion. The coding region runs from base 133 to 1440 and encodes 435 amino acids. Lineage: Eukaryota; Metazoa; Chordata; Aves; Galliformes; Numididae. The record is from RefSeq and is a predicted model, not a curated record. The transcript has 2 exons. Gene Ontology annotation, cellular component: plasma membrane. Gene Ontology annotation, molecular function: calcium ion binding.
GGCUGCGGAUCCGAGGACGCAGGGGGCUUUGGAGGCAGAAUCCCGGACAGACGGCGCUGGGCGGGGCUCGGCGGCCCCCAGGACUGCUUGGGACGGGAAGGGUCGAGCGACGAGCUGCUCGCAGGCGGGGAAAUGGUGGUGAGAGAAGGGCGGUGUGGCCGGAGGCAGCGGGCGCUGCUGUGCUGCGUGUUGGUGGCGGCGUGGGAGGCGGCGUGGGGGCAGCUGCGCUACUCGGUGCCCGAGGAGCUGCCCAAGGGCUCGUUCGUGGGCGACGUGGGCAAGGACCUGUCGCUGGAGCUGGCGUCGCUGCGCGCCCGCGGCGCCCGAGUGGUGUCCCAAGGCAGGACGCAGUAUUUCGCCCUGCAUGCGAACAGCGGCCACUUGGUGACGGCCGAGAGGAUAGACAGGGAGCAGCUGUGCGAGACUGUACAGCAAUGCGUGCUGCGUUGUGAGGUGAUCGUGGAGGGCGAGAUGAAGGUGUAUGUAAUCGAAGUGGAAAUCGUGGACACUAAUGACCACGCGCCUGGCUUCCGAGAGGCAGAAACGGAACUGAGAAUGAACGAGAUGACAGUCCCGGGGGAGCGAUUUCCUCUGCCCGAGGCAAACGACCCGGACGUGGGCUUGAAUUCGCUGCAGAGGUACGCGCUGAGCGGCGACGAGCACUUCUCGCUGUCCGUGCAGGCGGGAUCCGACGGCGAGAAGCGUCCCGAGCUGGUGCUGGCCAAGGCGCUGGACCGGGAGGAGGCGGCGUUUCACGAGCUGCUGCUGAGGGCGAGCGACGGCGGCGAGCCGGCGCGGACGGGCACGGCGCGCAUCCGCGUGGCUGUGCUGGACGCCAACGACAACGCGCCCGCGUUCAGCCAGGCGGUGUACACGGUGCGAGUGCCCGAGGACGUGCCCGUGGGCUCCACGCUGCUCAGCGUCACCGCCAACGACCCCGAUGAUGGAACCAACGGAGAAGUGAAGUAUUCUCUGCAAAGGAUUUCCAUGAAAGCUUCGAACAUAUUCCUUCUGGAGCCCGAAACGGGAUCGAUCACGCUGGUGAGGAACCUGGACUUCGAGGAAGGAGACUCCUACGAGCUUCUCGUGCAGGCUCGGGAUGGCGGUGGCUUUUCUGACAAGACUAAAGUGUCGAUCUCGGUGACGGACGUGAACGACAACGCGCCCGAGAUUUCGGUGCGGUCGGCGCUGAGCGAGAUCUCGGAGGACGCGUCGCCGGGGACGGUGGUGGCCCUGCUGCACGUGCAGGACCGCGACUCGGGCGCGAACGGGGAGGUGCGGUGCAGCCUCGGCGAGGGCGUGCCGUUCCGCCUGGAGCGGGCGCUGGACGACUACUACAGCGUGGUGACGGCGCGGGAGCUGGACCGCGAGCGGGCGUGGGAGUACAACGUGACGGUGCGGGCGGCGGACGGCGGGUCGCCGCCGCUCUUUCAAAAUUGA